Messenger RNA from Erythranthe guttata (spotted monkey flower), 4007 nucleotides. RefSeq lists its product as uncharacterized. Gene Ontology annotation, molecular function: protein kinase activity; receptor serine/threonine kinase binding; ATP binding. Gene Ontology annotation, biological process: protein phosphorylation. Lineage: Eukaryota; Viridiplantae; Streptophyta; Magnoliopsida; Lamiales; Phrymaceae. The record is from RefSeq and is a predicted model, not a curated record.
AUAAUUUUAUCUCUAAGUCACACAACCCAAAAAUAGAAUUUGGUAAGAAUGACGUGUACAAGUAGUAUAUUUGUAAUUGUUUAAUAGUAUUGAUUUCCCUCUAAAACUUUCUCUCUCUUCCCUGCAACUAGAGAGAGAGAGAGUUGGAUGAUAAUACAUCAUAGUACGAAACAACAACAUUAGUUAGUUACAGAGAAGAAGGAAGGUAGUGAAAUUCAAGAAAACAAAAACAUAUAGUCUCGAGAAAGCAAGUUUUUUUUCUCCCAAUGCAAAUUUGUUGAUGCCAACAACUAUUUCUUCUCUAAUGCCAAUGCCGAGGCAAUUCUUGAACGCCACCCCAUUUUUCUUCCACCACCGCCACCUCCUCCGCCGCCGCAAUAUUAUUAUUCACUACCCUCAUAUUUUGGUCAUCUUCUCUCUCCUCUUUCUCUCUCAUCCAUCCCUCAUAUUUUCAGCUGAUCAACCAAACGCGGAAGCUCUUGUGUUGUAUUCUUGGCUCCGGUCUUCUUCUUCGCCGGCGGCGGCGGCGGCGGCUUCUGCGUUUUCAAACUGGGACCCACGAGAAUCAAACCCUUGUAAAUGGGCUUUCAUUUCUUGCUCUUCUGAUUAUUACGUCACCGAGAUAAACAUACAGUCCGUGCAUCUCGGUUUGCCCUUCCCUUCAAACCUGUCGGCUUUUAAGUUUCUUGAAACCCUCGUUCUUUCAGAGGCGAAUCUCACCGGAGCAAUCCCGUCCGACGUCGGAGACUGUGUUUCCCUCAAAACAAUCGACCUCAGCUCCAACGCUCUCGUCGGCGUUAUUCCGGCGAGUAUCGGCAAACUCAAAAACCUGGAGCAACUGACCCUGAACUCCAACCAGCUCACCGGCGAGAUUCCGCCGGAGAUCGGUAGUUGCUCCUCCCUGAAAAUUCUCGAACUGUUCGACAAUCGUCUGAGCGGGUUCAUCCCCGGCGAGCUCGGAAACCUCGCAUCUCUCGAAAUCCUACGCACUGGCGGCAACCAAGAAAUCGAAGGCAAGAUACCGGAUGAAAUCUCCGGCUGCAGAAAUUUGCAGGUUCUAGGCCUCGCCGAAACAAAAAUUUCCGGUCAAAUCCCAUCUUCGUUAGGCAAGUUAAAGAAGCUCCAGAUUCUGUCACUCUACACCACAAUGCUCUCCGGCGAGAUUCCGCCGGAGAUCGGAAACUGCUCGGAGCUCGUCGGUCUGUACCUGUACGAGAGCAGCCUCUCCGGCUCCCUCCCCCGCGAGCUCGGAAAGCUUCCAAACCUCGAGAAACUCCUCCUAUGGCAGAACAACUUCGUCGGCUCAAUUCCGCCGGAGAUCGGAAACUGCAAAAACCUAAUCAUCCUCGACGUUUCACUGAACUCGUUAACAGGGACGAUACCGGAAUCAUUCGGCAACCUCACUAACCUCCAAGAACUCAUGCUCAGCAGCAACAACGUCUCCGGUUCGAUCCCUGCGGUUCUCUCCAAUGCCACCAGCUUGAUACAGUUACAACUCGACAGCAACCAAAUCUCCGGCUCAAUCCCACCGCAACUCGGAUCUUUGACUCACCUCCAAGUCUUCUUCGCAUGGGAUAACAAACUACAAGGAAGCAUCCCUGCCGAAUUAUCCGGUUGCAGAAGCUUACAAGCUUUAGAUUUAUCAAGAAACUCAUUGACCGGCAGUUUGCCACCAACCAUAUUUCUGCUCACUAAUCUAACCAAGCUUCUCUUGAUUUUCAACGAUAUCUCCGGUUCGAUUCCGCCGGAGAUCGGUGGCUGCAAAUCCUUAUUCAGAUUAAGAUUAGCAGGGAACAAAAUCAGUGGCCAAAUACCUAAAGAAAUCGGCUCCCUUACGAAUCUGAGUUUUCUUGAUCUGUCGAUGAACCAUCUUAGCGGAACCCUUCCCGACGAAAUCGGCCGUUGUGGAGAAUUACAGAUGCUGAAUCUCGCCGGGAAUUCGCUUACCGGAAAUCUGCCUAGUUCGGUAUCUUAUCUUAGCAAACUCGAGGUGUUGGAUCUUUCUUCGAAUCAGUUUACUGGCUCCAUUCCGAGUAGCUUCGGCGAACUCUUUUCAAUUAGCACCCUUUCGCUUAGCGGCAAUUCGUUCUCCGGCGAAAUUCCGGCGACCCUCGGCCGCUGCUCGAGGCUUCAGUUGCUUGACUUGAGCCGGAAUAUGCUCUUUGGCGGGAUUCCUGUGGAGAUCUUCGAAAUCGAGGCUCUCGAAAUUGCUCUAAACUUGAGCUGGAAUUCGCUAACAGGGGAGAUUCCAUCUGAGGUUGUUGCUCUAACCAAGCUCUCUGUUUUGGACCUUUCGCAUAACAAGCUCGAGGGGGAACUGAUGUCACUUUCGGGGCUCGUAAAUCUCGUUUCUUUGAAUGUUUCUUACAACAAUUUCACGGGCUAUCUCCCCGAUAACAAGCUCUUCCGGCAGUUAUCCGACACUGAACUGGCCGGAAACCGAGGUUUGUGCGCUAAAGGACACGAUUCGUGUUUCUUGAGCAAUGCGGAAGGUGGUUAUUUUACGGGCCGAAAAAAUGUCGGUCGAUCUUGGAGGCUAAAAUUGGCUAUUUGUUUGCUGUCUUUCGUGACCGCGGCUUUGGGAAUUCUCGCGUUGGUUGCAAUUAUGAGAAUUAGAAGAAUGAAUAAAGAGGACACAGAUUCCGAAUCGGGAGGUGGCCUAGAUUCGUUUUCUUGGAAAUUCACUCCGUUUCAGAAGCUCAACUUUUCGGUCGAGCAAGUGUUGAGUUGUCUCGUGGAGGACAACGCCGUCGGCAAGGGGUGCUCCGGCGUCGUAUACCGGGCGGAGCUCGACACCGGCGAAGUCAUCGCUGUGAAGAAGCUGUGGCCGGAAGCCGCUGCCGCCGCCAACCAAGCGACCCGUGGCGGUGGCGGUGGUGGGGUCCGCGACUCGUUUUCGACGGAGGUGAAAACGCUUGGAUCGAUCCGGCACAAGAACAUCGUGAAGUUUCUGGGUUGUUGUUGGAAUCGGAGUACGAGGUUGCUCAUGUACGAUUACAUGCCGAACGGGAGCUUGGGAAGUGUGCUCCAUGAGAAGAGUGGGAGUUUCAUGGAGUGGGAUGUGAGGUAUAGGGUUAUUCUAGGUGCGGCUCAAGGGUUGUCCUAUUUGCACCAUGAUUGUGUGCCUCCAAUUGUUCAUAGGGAUAUUAAGGCUAAUAAUAUCUUGAUCGGGCUCGAUUUCGAGCCGUAUAUUGCCGAUUUCGGAAUUGCUAAGCUCGUGGAUGAUGGAGAGUUUGCCCGAUCGUCCAAUACGAUCGCCGGUUCCUAUGGCUACAUCGCUCCCGAGUAUGGAUAUAAGAUGAAGAUCACGGAAAAGAGCGACGUUUAUAGCUAUGGAGUGGUGGUGCUCGAAGUCUUGACGGGCAAGCAACCGAUCGACCCGACAAUACCGGACGGGGUCCAUAUUGUGGAUUGGGUCAGGCAGAAAAGGAACAACGGGGUGGAGGUGUUGGACCCGAGGCUACGGCAAAGGGCGGACGCGGAGAUUCAAGAAAUGAUGCAGACAUUGGGGGUUGCUAUGCUUUGCGUGCAUCCUUUGCCGGAGGAUCGGCCGGCCAUGAAGGAUAUAGCGGCGAUGCUCAAGGAGAUAAGGCAUGAGGCUAGAGAGGAGAUUCCUAAAGUUGAUGUGCUUAUUAAAGGGUCCUCACAAGUUGGUGGUGGUGGUGGCGGCGGCGGUGGUGGUGGAGGAGAGGAGAAUCAUAAGAGUUUAAUUGGAGGGACAUCGUCGGCAAUGUAUUUGCAGAGUAAUAACUCGAGUUUCUCGGCGUCUUCGUUGUUGCACUCGGCUUCUUCUUCUUCUUCCUCCAUUGCAAGAUUUGGGCUCAAUAAACAAUAGAGGAAUCAAGAUAUAGUGGAUUUAUUUUGGUUUUAUAUAUGUAAUUUUUUGUUUUUUGUAUGUAGCUAAGUUUGUGUUUGGUAAUUUGUAUGAUUUGUGGAAAUAUUGUAACACUUUUGGCGCCAUUAAUUAGUUGACGCUAUGCUAUAUGAAAUAUAUACGAGUGUUUUAA